Molecule: messenger RNA, 2478 nt
Organism: Colossoma macropomum (tambaqui)
Lineage: Eukaryota; Metazoa; Chordata; Actinopteri; Characiformes; Serrasalmidae
Gene: ctsc
Product: cathepsin C
Exons: 7
Coding region: 108-1481 (457 amino acids)
Cellular component (GO): lysosome
Molecular function (GO): cysteine-type endopeptidase activity
Source: RefSeq, a predicted model, not a curated record
AGUUCAGAGUGUUUCUUCAUUGCUGGUCGUGCAGGCUCGCGGGGGGCUGAGAGACUUUAACACAGUCUCGGUUUAUUUUUUAGACGGUUUCUGGAGCGCGUGCGAGGAUGCAGCGAGUACCUGUCCUAGCGCUCGUGCUCGCGCUGUGGAGCGGGGUCGCGCGCUCGGACACACCUGCAAAUUGCACCUACGAGGAGCUGCUGGGCACGUGGAGCUUUCAGGUGUCCGAUGUGGGGAAGGACAGAAACAUAAACUGCUCGGCACCAGGUCCGGUAGUGAAGACCAUCACGGUGACCCUACAGAAGCUCUCUGUUGCCGUGGACGACCUCGGCCACACCGGCUUCUUCACGCUCAUCUACAACCAGGGCUUUGAGGUGGUGCUGAACGACUACAAGUGGUUCGGCUUCUUCAAGUACUCUCAGCAGGGCUCCAAAGUGACCAGUUACUGUGACCAGACGCUGCCCGGGUGGGUUCACGAUGUUCUGGGGAAUAACUGGGCGUGUUUUACGGGGAAGAAGGUCCAGCCCAUUCCACCCAAAUCUGCCCAAAGGCCCGCCCACACCCUCACACACAACCCGUUCCUGCAGAUGUAUAAGUACGAUCUGGACUUUGUGGAGAGGAUUAACUCUGUCCAGAAGUCGUGGAGAGCUGCAGCAUACUGGGAGCAUGAGACCUUCACCAUCCAGCAGCUCAUACAAAGAGCAGGAGGGCGAUCGUCCCACGUCCCACAGCGUGUCCGACCCGCCCCUGUUACCGCGGAGAUGCUGAAGAUGGCGGCAGGUCUUCCAGAGCACUGGGACUGGAGAGACGUCAACGGGGUCAGUUAUGUCAGUCCGGUCCGCAACCAAGCGUCGUGUGGAAGCUGCUACUCGUUCGCCUCGAUGGGGAUGCUGGAGGCCAGAAUCAGAAUCUUAACCAACAACUCAGACUCCCCUGUGUUCAGCCCUCAGCAGGUCGUCUCCUGCUCCCAGUAUUCCCAAGGUUGUGACGGCGGUUUUCCGUACCUGAUCGGUAAAUAUAUCCAGGAUUUCGGAAUCGUGGAGGAGAAGUGUUUUCCGUACACAGCUAGAGAUUCCCCGUGCAAGGUUCCGGCCGAGUGCGCGCGUUACUACACCUCCGACUACCACUACGUGGGCGGGUUUUAUGGGGGCUGCAGCGAGACGGCGAUGAUGCUGGAGCUGGUGAGGGAUGGCCCCCUGGGAGUGGCUUUGGAGGUCUACCCUGACUUCAUGCACUAUAAGGAGGGGAUUUAUCACCACACGGGCCUGCGCGACACAGUCAACCCCUUCGAGGUCACCAACCACGCCGUGCUGCUGGUGGGCUAUGGCCGCUGCCACAAAACCGGAGAGAAGUACUGGAUUGUGAAGAACAGCUGGGGGUCCGGGUGGGGCGAGAACGGCUACUUCCGAAUCCGCCGCGGGACGGACGAGUGCGCCAUCGAGAGCAUCGCCGUAGCCGCCACGCCCGUCGCUCAGCUGUGAGGAGAUUAGAUCACAUGCAUCUUCGUGGAUGCCCAUUGAUUUUCUAAAUGAUGCUGCAAGUGAGUUUAAUCAAUAGUUCAGUGAAAAAAUCAGAUUCCCCAGUCAAAUGUAGUCGAUCAGCCAAGUCAUGUUUGCUUCCUUGACGUCCAUCUUCUAAUCGGUGAGUGUUUGGAGGCUGAUCGGCUGCAUUUGGGGAAGGUGGGUAAUUGGUGAUUUUUGGCUGAACUGUCGCUUUACGUGUGCUCGUGCUGCUUUGUGCCUGUGUGAGUUUAGUCUGUCUUAAGCAGUUUUAAGGGAAAAGUGGCCACUUCGGCGUUUUAAUGUGAAUUUUUUUUCUUCUAAAAGACUCCUUAGGUGACAAGAUAAAGGCCGUGACUCGUUCACACACAGAAUAUUAAGGUAACGCAGUUGCUGAGGGGUGCACAGGUGGUCUUUCUGAAUUUUUUUUUAAAGUCUGUUAGUGAGUUUAAUCUCAAAUCCAUCAGGUUUUUUCGUGAUAAACAUCAGAAUCAUGAUUUUUUUUUUUUUCUUUGCGCUGCUGUGCGGCCUUUCAUAAAGAGGUCAGGUCUGAUUUUUAAGGGAUUAUUAGUUCUGCCAAGGGUUUUGGAAAGGGAUUAUUUUCCAUUAGCAUAUGUGCUAGUGUCCACCAGGGGUCAGCUAUGGCCUUCUCCCAGGACCCAAACACUUCAGUUCACUGGGUAGGCCUUGUUCCCCUCUGCUGGCUGUAGCUUAAAAAAAAAGGGAUGUUCUGUUAAUGUCUGUAGCAUCAGAUAAAUCACAGGUUUUAAUCAGUGUUUUGGUGUGGGUUGUUUUGUUUUUUUUUUUUUUUUGUUUGCUAAUCUUUCACUCCUUUCACGGAGACCUGGCUUCGUCUCGCUGUGACCGUAAAGUCUCUCAGCAUUUUUAUUUGACAGAACACUUCUAGGGACUGUCCAAUUUGACACAUUUUGUAGUUUUAUGUAAUUUUCAUGUCCAAUAAAAGCUGCUUUUAAAGUUU